AUGGUGUUUUUGCUCUUGACUGUUCAGAGUGUUGUCACUGUUGCGUUUUUGCAAGUGUUCAAAUUCCUCAAUUUGAUCAAGUUUCGCGAAUUCAAUGUGGAUGAGGCCAAGAAAUGGUUUCCCAUCACGAUCUUUUUGGUGGCUAUGAUUUACACCGGUUCCAAGGCUCUGCAGUUCUUGCCCAUCCCUGUGUAUACGAUCUUCAAGAAUCUGACCAUUAUUUUGAUUGCAUAUGGAGAAGUUAUCUGGUUUGGUGGAAACGUCACCGGCAUGAUGAUGACCUCGUUUAUUUUGAUGACGUUCUCUUCGGUUAUUGCAGGUUGGAGUGAUGUGUCUGAUGCCAUUUCAUCAAUGUCCAACAUGUAUUAUACCCAGAGAACCCCCGGUGUACCUCUUGUAGGCUACUUUUGGAUGCUUUUCAACUGCUUCUCAUCAGCCUCUUUUGUUUUGUACAUGCGCAAGCGAAUCAAGUUGACGAAUUUCAAGGAUUUUGAUACUGUCUAUUACAACAACUUGCUUUCCAUUCCACUAUUGUUGCUGCCUAGUUUGGCUCUUGAAGAUUGGUCUGUCAGUAACUUUGAAGUGAAUUUCCCCGUGGAACAACGACAAGCGCGCGUUUGGGCAAUGGUAUUUUCUGGAGCAUCCGCUUUUGGAAUGUCUUAUGCGUCCGCAUGGUGUGUCAGAACCACCUCGUCGACGACAUACUCCAUGGUCGGCUCACUAAACAAGCUCCCAAUUGCUAUCUCUGGAAUCGUUUUCUUUGGUGACCCAGCUACAUUUGCCAAUGUGUCGGCUAUUAUGAUUGGCUUCACUGCUGGCCUUGUUUAUUCGUAUGCCAAGGCUUUUCCUAGUAAAUCGGAUCCCAAGGUGUCUUCAGCAUCCAGCCAAAGUUAUUCAGAUGCUACAAAGUAUGACGAAAAGAAGGACAGCUUGUAA
Messenger RNA from Zychaea mexicana, 936 nucleotides. Its product is annotated as triose-phosphate transporter family-domain-containing protein. Gene Ontology annotation, cellular component: Golgi apparatus. Gene Ontology annotation, biological process: transmembrane transport. Bases 1 to 936 code for a protein of 311 amino acids. The record is from RefSeq and is a predicted model, not a curated record. The transcript has 5 exons. Gene Ontology annotation, molecular function: antiporter activity; GDP-mannose transmembrane transporter activity. Lineage: Eukaryota; Fungi; Mucoromycota; Mucoromycetes; Mucorales; Lichtheimiaceae.